UGCAAAGAUGAAGUCAUUUGCAGUCCUCAUUCUGGCAAUCAGCAGCUGUCUUUGUGAUUCUCAAAUUAAAAGCGAUUGUGACAAAAUUUGUGAUGUCUGCUCUUUCACUCGUAUAACUCAAGACCUGGGAGCUGUGGGAGAGAAAGUCACAAACAUUGCGGAUAAAAUAACACUUCUAGAGAUCAAGCUUCAAAAAACUGAAAAAGAAGUCAUGGAUCUGCAGAAACAUAUUGGAGGCAUUCCUCAGGUAGCCUUUUCUGUAGCCCUCCUUGAUUCUGGCUUUGGAAAUACUGGCCCUUUUGACAGUCCUACUCCACUGCGGUACAAGAACAUUUUCUCCAACAUAGGCAGUGGCUACAAUCCUUCAACAGGGAUUUUCACAGCAAUGACCAAAGGAAUGUACUUCUUUCGAUUCUCAAUGUUUAACAACCUCAACUCUGUUCCCAACUCCGUUGUAAGCCUCAUGAAAAAUGGUAAAAGACUGACAUCCGUCUGGGAUACCAGUGGAAGUGAUGCCAAUGACAUGGGUAGCAAUGCUGUGGUCAUCCCUCUCGAAGUGGGAGACAAUGUGUAUGUGGAGCUCCAGGCGAACAGGAUUGUCUAUGACGACAGCAUGAACUACAAUACUUUUAGUGGUUUUCUUCUGUUUACACUGUAAUGUAAAGAACAUGGUUAUAUGCUUGCAUGACUUCUUAUGCACGGUAAGAUAAAUAUAUGCAUUUUCUCGGCUUUUUUCCAAAGGAGUUCAAAGUUUUCAAUGUUUUAUUAUUAUUAUUAUUAUUAUUAUUAUUAUUAUUAUUAUUAUUAUUGUUGUUAUUAUUACGAUUCCUUAUUUUGUUUAUUGAGUAGUGGAGAGUUCAGAUCUGUUCACUGUGUCAUCUAGAUUACAUUUUUAGUUUUGCAAGUCAUAAAACCCUUUAUGUCAAUGAGCUUGCCACUAAUAGGGUGUUUAAAUCAUUUUAAAUUUUUUGUGUAUUGACAGUUUAUGCAAGACCCACAUUUGAAAUUAUCUUGUAGGUUAUGACUUAUCAAGGUUAUUUCUGGAGUUUUAGGGUCCUGGAAAGCUUUGUCAAGCAUAUCUCUAAUGUUUUUACCUCUCUAAUCAUUGGUGGUUCUUUAAAAAUCCCUGGUAAGUUUGGAUCACUUUGAAGGAUAUGCCAAUGUUUUAAAAUUAUUUCUUUAAUGUUCCUGGUGUUUGGUGUAAAGGUUGUGCAAAAGACAAGAUUUAAUUUAAGUUUUGGUUCUGUCAGUCUGAGAAAUAACCUCAACAUCUGGUUUGGGAUUUAUGAGGAAGAUUGUGUGCGAGAAUAUUUUGUUUUUGCUAUUUAAUUUUCUUUUAGAUUGUACCUAUUUAUUAGAUAAGAUUGAAAUGGAUGAAUUAAGAACUAGAAACAGUUUCGGUGAUUUGCAUUGUAAAAUGUCUGAACGGUUAUUAUGAAAUAAACUAAU
This is a messenger RNA of Oreochromis niloticus (Nile tilapia), 1449 nucleotides long. Its product is annotated as complement C1q-like protein 2. Lineage: Eukaryota; Metazoa; Chordata; Actinopteri; Cichliformes; Cichlidae. The record is from RefSeq and is a predicted model, not a curated record. Gene Ontology annotation, molecular function: protein binding. Bases 8 to 658 code for a protein of 216 amino acids. The transcript is spliced from 3 exons.